This is a messenger RNA of Saccharomyces kudriavzevii IFO 1802, 1455 nucleotides long. It is a transcript of the gene SAM50, whose product is annotated as SAM complex subunit SAM50. Gene Ontology annotation, cellular component: outer membrane; SAM complex. Gene Ontology annotation, biological process: protein insertion into mitochondrial outer membrane. The coding region runs from base 1 to 1455 and encodes 484 amino acids. The transcript has a single exon. The record is from RefSeq and is a predicted model, not a curated record. NCBI's taxonomy places the organism in Eukaryota, Fungi, Ascomycota, Saccharomycetes, Saccharomycetales, Saccharomycetaceae.
AUGACGCUAGCCUCUGAAGUGAGUGAUGAGAUCUCUUUAGAUAACGUUUCUCCUAUUUUUAAUGAAAGCACUGCUUCUAAACCAAUUAGCGUUGCUGCGGUCGUAACAACUGGGACAGAUAAUAUUGACCCCAGUGUGCUACAAAAUUUCUUAGAUGAGACAAUUUUGAAAUCUGUCACUUUAAAGCAAUUGGUAAAGAAUGCAGACGUGCUGAAUAAGAGUUUGUGUCAACAUCAUAUUGCUCUGAACGCUAAGCAGUCGUUUCACUUCCAGGACUAUAAGCAUAUUUCCGAUGAAAAAGGCAUAUAUGACCCAGUACCUCUUCUAAGGGUUGUGUCACAAUUAGACGUACUACCUCCUAAAACAUUUACGGCGAAGACUGGGACGAAUUUUGGAAAUGACAACGAUGCAGAAGCUUAUUUACAAUUCGAAAAGCUAAUUGAUAAAAAGUACUUAAAAUUGCCCACUAGAGUAAAUUUGGAACUAUUGAAAGGUACGAAAAUACAUUCCUCAUUUUUAUUCAACUCGUAUUCUUCUCUCUCUCCUCAGUCAAUCUUAAAUUUGAAAAUUUUCAGUCAAUUUUACAAUUGGAACACAAAUAAAGGUUUAGAUAUCGGUCAAAGAGGAGCAAGAAUAUCUUUGAGGUAUGAACCGUUGUUCUUACACCGGGUAUUACACAACCCACGCUCUAAUGAACGUCCAACGUUGUUUCAUGAGUGGUUCUUAGAGACUUGCUGGAGAUCUACCAAGAUAUGCUCUCCAGGUACUAGGGCGCCAUAUAUGUAUUCAGAUACAAUGUUAUCUCAGGCAGGCGAUCAAUUGAGGACUGUGUUGGGGCACACAUUCGUCCUGGACAAGAGGGAUCAUACUAUGUGCCCCACCAAGGGCUUGAUGUUAAAGUGGAGUAAUGAACUAUCACCAGGAAAAUAUUUGAAGACUCAAUUGGAAUUGAAUAAUGUAAAAAGUUGGUUGAAUGACGAUUUUAUUACUUUUUCUACAACCUUCAAAACCGGAUAUCUAGAAAAUAUAUCUUCACAAAGAUCUUUGCCUAUACAUAUAUGUGAUAAAUUUCAAAGUGGUGGACCAAAUGAUAUUAGAAGUUUCCAAACAUUUGGAUUGGGCCCCAGAGAUUUAUAUGAUACGAUAGGCGGUGAUGCUUUUGUUUCCUACGGUGUCAGUGUAUUUUCUCGCUUGCCUUGGGAAAAAGUCAAAAAAUCGAACUUCAGGUUGCAUUGGUUCUUCAAUGGAGGUAAAUUAAUCAAUCAUGAUAAUAUGUCCCUGAGUAAUUGCAUGGGCCGGCUUUCCAAAGAACACUCUACUUCUACAGGUCUCGGACUUGUACUAAGGCACCCAAUGGCAAGAUUCGAACUUAACUUCAGUUUGCCUAUUGCUGCUCAUGAAAAUGACUUGAUGAGAAAGGGAUUCCAGUUCGGGCUCGGUCUCGUAUUUUUGUAA